GCUUUGUUUACAUUUUUUCUGCUUCUCUGAAAACUGCCGUGAAAGCGAUUCUUUUCCGUUCAUUAAGGAGCAUUUAAAUGAUUUUUUUUGUAAUUUAAGUAUGAUGGUCAACGUGGUGAUAACAAUAUAUUCUGGCAUAACUUAGUACUAAAAUAGUGUAUAUUUUUAGUUUUGAAUGCCCUGUUGACCUUGAGAUUUUAGGGUCGUAUAUACGAAGUGUACAUACUGUUUGUUUAGAAAUUACAUUUUCUUACCGAUAAAAUGCCUAAAAUAGAAUACAGUCGGCUUCAAGAUUCUGAUGUUGAUCUGUCGUCCAAGUAUCAGAGAACAUUCAUAGCGCGAUAUUACGGUCGAGCUCUUGUGGAACGAUGGCAUACGCAACCAAUGCUUCCAUGGAUCAUUGCAGAAAUUCAAAGGCUUGGUUCCCCAAAAUCUGAGACCGUAUUCCUCUCCGUGACAGAAUGUUCUAUAAAAGCUGUGAAUGUUAAAUUUGGCCGGUUAGUUUUUGAGCAUAAACUUGGUUCUGUGACCAAGUUUAAUCAGUUAGCUGAUUCACCCAGAUGUUUUGCUUACCUAACAAGAGAAGGUUCAGACGUUUCACUUUGUCAUGCAUUUCAAGCAAGCGAUGAGCUAGCCGUUUUCCAGUUUUUUACUGUUCUUAAGGAGGCUAUUCAAGAGUCAUCUUUAGGGUUAAAGCUGAAAGAAGAUUCUCCUUUUGAUGCUAUCCAGAGUAAACAGUGUCAACAGUAUGAAGUUCUCUAUGUUGGUAAAAUUAAGGUAUCCCAAAAGCGAGGGCCACAAAGAUUUGUAGAUGAUGCAGUUCAAAAGUUAUCUUCUGAUAAAGAUAGCACAGAGUCAGAAAUUAGUGCAAUUACAAAAGAUUUAGAUAAGAAAUUUUCUAAAGAAAACAUAGCAAAAGAAGACCCUCCUUUGUUAUCAUUUGAUAUAAAAUGUAAUGAUAUACCUCAUCCACUUGCAAGCCAGGUUUCUGAGUCAGAUGUUUCCACAAAGUCCAGCAUUCGUCAGAGACUUUGCAGUGAAGGUUCUGCUGCACGUGAUAACCACAACACACAUCAUUCUCUUGCACCUCCAGCUUCGGCUUCCUUAAUAACUCAUUCACAAAGUUUGGACACUUCGAGUCGAGAUGCUUUAGUUCAAGAUAUUCAGACCCUUGCUUUUAAUGCAGAACAGUUUUCUUCCAUAAUUGAAGAUGGCAGUCUUCACCGCCAGACAUCUCUACCUCCAAUGAAUGCAAAAACGUUCUUGGAAUGUUCCCUUGGUUUUCCUUUCAUCCAAGAAGAUUCUUCGCAUUCUUUGACAGGGGACCAAAACCAUGAUAACAACAGAACUAUGUUGUUUCUCAUCAGUCCUACUGAUAUAAGACUAAUAAGUACAGAUAAGAAAGAGCUGUUAUUUCUAAAGGAUUUUCCGAAUAUUUCUCAUUGCUCUCAGGGUGAGGAAUAUCCAGAUCAUUUUGGAAUGAUAUGUAGAGAAACCACCAUGAGCGGCAUGGAUACAUACAUUGGAUAUAUUUUCCAAUGUCAGUCUGCUAAAAUUGUUAAUGAGAUUAUGAAAACUCUAAAACAGUCCUUUCAUUGUGCCCUAAAGACUUCACAGGAAAAAAGAGCUUCAUCGAAAACAUUUAACUUUUGUGAAACUUGUCCAAUGUAUUGGUUUCAUCGACUAUGUUCUGACACAGAAGGUGAAAGUGCUGAACAAGUGCAAUCCGUAAUUAUGAUGCACAUAGCAGCAUUAGCUGAAAAGGAACAGAAAGAACUUAUGUCUAAAUAUCAAGACAUAAUUGUUCGUAGUUUAGCAGAGCAAAACAUUGUAUUUAUGACUUUAUUGAGAGCAUUGUGUGAACAAAAACAGAUGAAACAUACACAUACUGUUUCAAAAGAUCGUAAAGAGAAAAGAGCUUUGUCUCCAUUAAGCAGUCUUACAUCUAUUGCAAAGAAGACCUUCCCAAACACAUUUGACUCAACUUUUAAAGAUCAACCUCUUACCAAAGCUUAUUCUUUACCUGUUGGUGCACGCACUGACUAUAAAUUCAUUGAAAUCGUCAGUAAUAUACCAGAUAUCCAAGCAGAAGAUGAAAAAUCAACCACUAAACCAGAAACUGUACCCGAGAGUAUGGCUCCUUUAAUAGAAAUCCCCAAAACUAACACACUACCUGCAGAGAGGAAACGCAAAGAAUCUGCAUCUCUUAGAUCUGGUACCGAGCGCUCUUUGAGUGAUACUGCUGCAGUGAUAUGGGAUUUGCAUCAAGGGCAACAUCAAAAAUCCCAGAGUAAAGAGAAUAUUAUGACUACAUCUGAAGUAAAAAUUAAUGAACUCCCAAGAAUGCCAUUAAAAGCAUCACCCUUGAGAAACAUUUUCUUAAAAGUUGGCUCCAAAAAAGGAAGCUUCCCCUUGAAGGAAAUCAAAGAACAACAUAGUGGGAAUCAUAAAGGAUCAUGGAGGAAGAUGCUUUUCAAUAGAGUCCAAAGUCCUUUCGCUAAAGAUACAAUAUUUGGAGAAGUUGUAGAAGAGAAAAAAAUGGAACCUCCAAAACAUUCAUCUUCUCAUUUAAAAGCGUUAUGGAAAAAAGCAAUUAUGGAGCAGAUUAUUUUGAUUCGCUUGGAAAGAGAACAGAAGAAACUAAAAAUGAAACAAGACAAAAUUUUAGAGAAACAUCUUAAACUGGAUUAUGAAGUGAUUUGCCCUUGUCCUAAUGAUGCUGUGCUAAAGUGGGAAGCAGUUUUUAAUUCUUCUGAUGUGGAGUAUGAUACCCUUGAGGCAACUGUCCGAUAUGGUGUUCCACGUAAAAAAAGAGGCGAAGUGUGGCUUUUCUUAAUGGAGAAAUAUUGCAGCUACCGGAAAUGUGAAGCGGUUGAUAACAUCCCAUAUAUGGAACUUCUGCGAAAACUUACACCUUACCAGCAUGCCAUUUUAAUUGAUAUAGGUCGCACCUAUCCUGGCCAUCCAUACUUCAAACAAGUACUUGGUUCAGGUCAAUUGGCAUUGUUCAGUCUUCUUAAAGCGUAUUCUGUUGUUGAUGAAGAAGUUGGGUAUUGUCAAGGACUUAGCUUCUUGGGUGGUAUUCUGUUACUUCAUAUGGAUGAAGAAAAUGCCUUUCAAGCAAUGAAGCAUAUUAUGUUUACGCUAGGUCUUCGAAAUCAAUAUAAAGCAGAUAUGGGUGCACUGCAGGUUCAAAUGUAUCAGUUGGCCAGAUUGAUACAAAAUAUUGUUCCAGAUAUUCAUGAACUAUUUGAUAAAUUAGAUGUAUCUCCAAUGUUGUAUGCUGCACCUUGGUUUCUUACAAUAUUUGCUUCACAUUUUCCAAUAGGUUUUGUGGCUCGUUUAUUAGACAUGAUGUUUCUGCAAGGCCUGUCUGUGCUAUUUAAGGUGUCUGCUCUGUUAUUAAAGACUCAUCAGGCACAGAUACUGAAGUGUAAUUCCUUUGAAUCUGUUGUAUCUUUCUUGAAGACAACCUUGCCAUCUAGCGGGCAUAUUGGAAUGGAAAAGGUUUUAGAUCAGGUUCUAGCACUCGAUGUUGAAAAGCUAUUGCAAACAUAUCAAAUAGAGUAUAUGGUUCUAAAAGAGGAAAUGACAGAACAUAAUAAUGAGUCUGAACCAACAGCCUCCCUUCGAAAUCAGUUCGAGAAUGAGAAUAAAGAACUGCAGAAACAAAAUAUGGAACUUUCUGAGCAGUUACAGGUUGCACUGAAUACAGUCAGCAAGCUAGAAGCAUCUGUAACAUCGUACCAAAGCACCAUACGCAAACUGGAGUCGCAUGUUUCUACACUGCAAGACGAAAGAGAUGCCUUGCAUCACAGUGUUAAUAUAUUGAGAAAACGCUUAGAGGCUCUAGAAACAACUGCAACUAGUCCUCCGAAAGAAGUCGAGUUAAUCUCUUUUUCUCAGCCAGAUACAACAAGUAUUAAAAAAUAAGUCUUACUGAUCUUUGAUUGUUGAUGUAUCAAGAACAAGUAUAGAUUUUACACUCUGUUGAAUUAAUAUGAAUAGAAAUCAUGCUUUAUAAAAUAAAAUUCAAAAUUCUCUGGUAUUCAGACUACGUAUAUUUUUUUAAAGCGUUUAAAAAAAUUUUUUAGUUCAUAAUUUUUCAUAGCUAAGUUAUAUGUAGGUACCAAUUACUUGAUAAGUAACUAUUUCUAUGAAUGUUAGAGAUUUUUCUAAUUAUGAAUUUUUGAACUGUUAGAUGUUUAAUCUGUAAACAUUUUCGUGCAUAAUACCAACUUCGAAGUAGAAAAGCAGGAGGUUUUACAUGUCUUGAGACACUAGCUUCUGAAGGACUUGAAACGUACAAAUUUGAUUUAAAAUUAAAUGCACAGUUCAAUUUAUUAAAUUAGUUUUAAUAUAAUUUUAAUGGAAAGCAUGUGAAAUUAAAAUUUAUAGUACUGAAUAUAAGUCACUACAAUAAAUUUAAGCUGUGAUUUGGGGCUAAUUUUAAAGUGAAGAAGAUUCUGUAAAUUUUUUACUAAAACAAACCCAAGUAGGAAAGAAAAAAUUUUGUUUAUUAAAAUCUUUUUAAACAUGGAUAAAAUUAAUGUAUUUUUAUAAUAGAAAAAUUAAAAACAAAUAUUUAGCAAUUAAGCAUUCGUUAAGGCUUCAUAAAAUGCUGUACAAAUCUCUGCAUUAUAUCAGAGUAAGUCAGUAAAGUAAAUUAAUCAGAAAAAUUUCUCUGAAAAUCGCUUUAAAAAAUGGAAUUUGCUUAGUUUUAAGUUUCAUUAAGAGAGAACAACCCUGUUUGCCUCAAUUUUUUUCCAGGAAUAAUUGCCAAACAUUUUUUUAAAAAAUUUCCUUUUCCUCUGACUUUUAGUUAUUAACAUUUUAUUUUGAUUGACACUUAAUAGACAUGUCCUGAAUUCAGACAAAUUAAAAACUAGGAGAUCUAGAGGUUUAACUGGAAGUCACUGCUUUUCUUCUUAGUCCAAAGGGGCUUUGUCCCUGAAGGACUAUUGUUUUCGUUUUGCGAUUUUGCUUCAAUUCACUACAAACGGCGAAUCACUUUUCCAACUGUUGCCACAAAAUAUUAUCGCCCUGUGUUUUAUUUAAAGAAAUUAAAUAGUGAAAAAUCUGCAUAAAUGUAUGUAUAUUUCUCGCAUUGUGUGUUAAAAGAAUGGUUCGUAGAGCCAUCGAAUUUUGAAUAACGUAAUCCAAAUUAUAAUCUGAUAUGGGAAAACUAAUGUUGGGAUGACUUAUCUUUGUCUUACAAAUUUAAUGUUAAUUAAUAUAGGUAAAUGUUUCAGUAUUUUUCACAAGGAGGAAAAUUACAAUUCCAACUUGACGGCUGUGUCCGAUAAGAAUCUGGCAUAAUCUCAGUAACAGGAAGCUUGUGUAUCAUAUUUCAUACUCAAAAGUUGCAAGUGUCUGUUAUAAAACUAAUCUGGCAUAAUAAUAAGAAUCUGGCAUAAUCUCAGUAACAGGAAGCUUGUGUAUCAUAUUUCAUACUCAAAAGUUGCAAGUGUCUGUUAUAAAACUAAUCUUUUUACAUUAUCAGAAACCCUCAAUGAGUAAGCUGAUUAUGUGUUUAUCAGAAAAUUUUAGAAAUUUGCAAUUUGUAAUGGAUUUAAAAUUCAAAUGUAGUUUUAUAGCUCAGAUUUUAUACAAAGUGAGCAUAUUUGGUAAGAAAUGGAUAAAGUGCAUAGAAUGUGAAUACUUGAGCACUGAAAUUCACAGUGAAAUGGAAUCUUUUAUCUGGUUUAAAGAAUAUUGAUGUGUGCUGUAAAAUAAAUUAUACUUUGUAGAGUGGGAGAUAAUGCAGUUGUUUUAUGAACUAACAGCAUUGAAUCUACGCUGCAAGUUACUCUUUCUCUUUGCUUACUACUUGCUUCUUUUUUAUUUUUAGAUUGCUUUACACAAUUUAAUUUUUUAUUCAUUUUUCUUUAAAAUUAGGUAGUAUGAAAUGUGGCUGAAUGCCAGAGAAUAUUUUCUGUCAUUCUGUGCUUUGCUAAAAAAUAUCUUUUAUAUAAUUAUUAAUUUAAUAUUUAAAUAUUAUGUAAAAUCCUAUGUUUUAUAGAACAAAGUAUAAUAAUAUAUGUAACAACAUUAAAGUUGUAAUGUGAUGUACAAAACCUGUGAAUAUUAAGUGUUAUCCAUAAUUAAAUAAAAAAAUGAAAAAAAAAAUGUAAACAAUGAGUAUGCUGAAAUAAAUAUAUUUAUAUAUAAUUUUUGAUGGAAAAAUGUAUGCGAAUGUGUAUAUAUUUCUGUAGGUCUUUUGUUCUUGUUUCAAGCAUUUUUUUUUUUAGAAUGGAAAAUGUAUUUACACUUAUAUUCUGAUAUUUGGAAUUAUAUUUUUAACAUUGAGGAGAUUCAACAUUAUUUUUAAUGCUAAAAUAAAUGUUGCUUAUGUGUACUAAAUAUAUAUUAUGGUUCACUAAUGAAAUUCAUAAAGUGCUUAUGAGUUUUAAGAAUGUUAAGUGCAAUUCUGAUAGUUUUUUUACUUAGUGUAUUUUUUUAUUUGCUUUUAGCGGGCAGCUUGUAUAUUCAUUUUUAGAAGUUAAUUAAAUAGCAAACCUGGAAGUAUAAUAUUAUUGUUUUUUCCUUUUUUGAUUACAGGGUAUAAAAGAGGAUAUUUUAAGAUAAUUUCUAAAACAUCAUAUUCUAUUUAUGCUACAGCAUUUUAAUAUUUUCUCAUAAAUACUUUUGUAAUUCAGUUUUGUAUAUUUUUGUUCAUCAUUGCGGUUUUUACUAUUUAUGUUGUAUAUCUGUUGAAUAUCAAAGCAUUCAUUUUUUAAGAGAGUCUUUUUUGACUUCUAAAUAAUUUUUUAUCCCCAUGUAUACAGCUAAAAAAGUGAUUAAAUUUGUCAUGAAAUAAACAAAUAUAUGCCAGCCUCUGUGAGUUUUUCAUAAUUUUUGCAAAAACUAUUCACGUUUUAUGACUUAUGUGUAAAAUUAAUUUUUUACCGUUUUUUCAAUUCUUUUGUAAAAGUACUAAAAAUUUCACAAGUUUGGCAAUUAGUUGCGAAAAGUUCUAUGUUAAAUACAUGGUCUUGGCAGGUAUUCAUAUUACUGCUUUAAUUUGUCCUUUUUAUUUAUCUGUUUUAAAUGCCAUGAUAACAGCAAAUUCUUUUCUUUCUGAGAUAGAAAUUCAUUUUGUUGUGUGUCUUUAAAUUUAAUGACUUAUUAGAAUGGUGGCAGUUUUAAAACCAAUUUGUGUGUAAAAAUUCGGUUCAGUAAUUUAUGAAUUUCAUGAUAAUUUCAUAGCAAAUAUGGUACCAUUUCGUAUCAUUAAAGUAAUGAUUAAAAUUACUUAAAAAUAACAUUAAAAUUAAACAUUUUUAUUUCCUUCUGUUAUGUUUUAAACUGUCUUUACCCUUCAUUCUGGUAAUUUUUAAUGUAGAAAUGUUCUAAAACGCAAUUUCUAAAAAUUACUUUGUAACAAAAGCAGAAAAACUACUAUUUUUAAAUGCCUUACUCCCCCCACAUCCACACACACAUUUUUCUGUAGUGUUUUUUUCCUGUGUAAUUAUUUCAGAAUAUUCAGUUGUUUCUCUGCAAAAUUCACUUUACACUUUUUUCUGAAUUUUUUCUUCCAACCAUCUUUUAAUUUUUAUAUUUAUGAAGUGUGAAAGUAUGUCAGUAAAUAAAUGUAAGAUUUUUAAGUAAAUGCAAAUAAAAAGUUAAGUAAAAUCUGCUUUAGAUCUUUUUUAUUAAAGAAUGAAGAACUUUUUUAAUUUAUUAACGAAAUGCACAAAUUUACUAUUUAACACCCAACAUAAAUUGAAUUUUCUAUUAUAUUAAUUCAGUCUAGUGUACUUUUCUCUAUUCAUUAAAAUGGGAAGCAUUUUGUUUUUCAAGUAAUAUUUUCCCCCUCUAAAUGUGAUAUUUAAAUAAAAAUUAGCACAAUAUAUUAUUCUUGCUUCAUUUUAAAAUUGUGAUCAAAAACAAGCUCGCAUUAAUUCUACAGUGUUAUAUGUACUUCAUAAAAUAGCCAAAGUAAUUUUUUAAAUCAUGAUAUUACUUUUUAGGUCUUCCAAUAGAAUGUAAUUGCUGAAUGUGAUUAUCAUUUGUUUGAUUAAUUAUGAAUUAGAGUUUCAUAUCUUAUAAGAAAUAUUAUCUGUGAAUAAGCUCUCAAGUUUCACUUAUUUAUAAUUAAUUUAAUAUGUAUAUUUUUGCUUUAAAAUAAUUUAUGACCCCCAAAUGUUAAUCAUAAUUAGGGCUUAUGAUAUGAAAUACACUACAAGAAAAUGUUUGUUCAGGUUUUGUCUGUAAAUAUAUUAAUGACGCUCAUCUAGUUCUUUUCCCUUCAGGAUUAAAAUAAGGAAAUGAAAUAUGUUUAAAUUUGAUAUCUCAUAUAAUAUUUCAUUUAACGGAAUGAUUUUUCAAAUGUAUUUGAAAUUUAAAAGCAGUUAAUAAUAAAAAAUUAUAUAAUCCGAAAUAUCUCAUUUUUCUCAGUAUAAAUAAUGAAAAUUUGCAAAAAAAAUAUGGAAAAUUUUAUGGUUACUUUAAUACAUAAAGGCCAUAGCACUGUUUAUUUUUUUAAACAAAAUACAAGCGUAGUACAUUUUAUUUUUAAAAACAAAUGAAUUCCGAUUAAAGCUAGUGUAUAAUGUAAUCAAUUAUUUACAAGAGUUUUAUAAUAUUUAAGAAUAUUUUUUAUAGUAUUUAUAUUUAUACUUUAUUUUUUUAAGCUGUUUCUCUGUUUUGUACAUUUAAAUUGGUCAUAAAAAUAAUAUAAGUUAAUAAAAGAGAGAGGAUAAACAUAUGAUAUGCUUAGUGUACUAACAUCUAGUUUGUAUUAAAUGCAAAAAUGUAUUUUUGGGGGAUGUUUUCUUUCUCAAAAAAAGCCUAACCAUAUGAGAAAAAAAAAUUUCUAAUUAUGUUAAUUUUGUUUACAUUGUAUGUUGCUUGUUGUAUUUGUUUUAAUUUAUUUAUUUACUAUAUGUGUAUAUGUAUUACUUUCUACUUAUAGGUCAAUGUUGUCUUUUUAAUUUGUAAUUAUAGAAAGUAUAUUUGCUUCAUUCUUUGUUUAAAUAUUCUGAGGUGUUUUUUAUUUACCCUUACCAACCGAAAUUAAUGUAUACAACUUAAUUUUCAUCAAAUUUUUAAUUGCUAUAUUUCUAAUGCAAAUAUCAGUCAGUAUUAACGAAGUAUACAGAUGCUAUAGAUAUACUUCAAAUGUUCCGAGUAUUGCAAAAAAACAAUCUGAAAAGUAUCAAUCAAAAACUAAAUAUCUGAUUCAUAAAUUUUCAGUCAGUUAUAAAAUUUGUGUUAAAUAUUAUAUAUUGAAGAAUAUUAUCCAACUGAAGCUUUCUAUGACUGAAAAUAAGUUUAAAAAGGUGUAUUUUAAAUUUUCAUUUAAUUUUUUUUUUAAUCAGCUCUACAAACUAGUAUAACUUGGAUGUUAUGAGACUGAGGGUAUAUACCUUAGAAAAUUUGUCGAUAUUGUAUUAUAGAUUGCAACAUUAAAAUUUUUAGAAUUAAUGUGAAAACCAGUGCUUCAGAAGAGCUAGUUGAUUUAAAGCAGCACUACUGCAAUACUGUAAGAAACUUUGAGGCAGGAAUAAGUUUUAUUUCUUUGUAUUUCAGGAUAUAUAUUUUUGAUGUACAAUCUUUGAAAAGACAUUUAAAAAUAGCAUAUAAGUGUUUUAGUUAUCAUUUGAUUUAGCAUUCUUUAGAUGAAUAUCACGCUUGCCUGAUGCAAAAAUUCCUGAAAUUUGUAAAUUAACUUUCUUUAGUGAUUUAUAUAUAUCCUAAAGCAUCCUGAAAAUAUUAGGUACAUUUUAAUAUGUUACACAUGCACUAAAAAAAAAGUACUGAUAUUUGCAUUUAAAUAUAGGUGGCAUAUUUGUGGUUAUUGUUCUUAACAUUGUAUUGUUUUGAAGAAGUGAAAAUUUUAAAUUCCAAAUAAAUUUUCUUUAAAUUUGCCCUUAUGUAAUCUGAAUAGUGAUUAAAUAAUUUCAUGUAUCUGAAGAAUGAUAGUUUUUAAAAAUGACAAAAGUAUCUAAUUUUAUUCAAAAAAAUAAUUCAGUACUAAUCAAUUACUUGUUAGUAUUAUUUGCUGUUUAACACAUUGACGCCAGCCUGAUUCACCUUGUCUGUUCCGUGGGGCGGCAUGAUCCACCGGUGGGUCAUAAUAUAAUAAUUUCAUUUUAUAAUUGUAAUUUUAAUUUUAAGAUUUUAAUUUUCUAAUUUAGUGCUGUGCUGCCCCAUGAAACAGGCCACCAAUUCAAGUGUCGCCGUCAACGUGUUAAAAUACAGGUUUCUUGUGCUUUACGAAAGCAGAAUAUUCCUUAGAAACUUUCUGUAAACUGAAAUAAUGUAAAACAAAGAAUCAUCAUUAAUUAAUGAGGGAAAUUUUUUUUUAUCGUUUUGGUUAUGAGGUCAUUAUUAAAGGCUAAAAUAUCAUGCCUAAAAUGUGCAAAAAGAAAAAAUUAUUUGAUAUAAAAGUACUAUAAAACCGCAGUUUCAUUUUCCAGAGUGAGGAAAACAAUGAGCACAUUGGACGAUUAGAGACAAUGGCUUUGCAAUUUGCCUUAAAUUUUGCAAAUAAGAAAAAAGUUCUACUUAAUGUAACUGUACAGUUUUCCGCAUAUCCACAACUGAUUAAUGAAUUUUCAGUGGAUACAAGGACUAUGAUUCAGGAGAGAGAUCAUCGGAGAUACAUAGGGCUUAAAUUCAGCUUCACUCUUUCAGAAACCAGCUUCAUUACUUUUUGGUGUUUGCAUGAAUUUCAUACUUAGAGCCCUGAAUAAAAUAAGCUGUGUUAUUUAAUCUUUCUUGAUGAUCUUCCUUAGGGCUUAGAUACUUAUAAUUUCAGAAACUGAAUUCUGAAGAUACCUAUAACUGAGUAAUUUUAGCAUCUUUUGUAAAAGUGAGUCACUACAUCUGUGGUUCCUAUGCCUGCCAUACAACAUAAGAUUUAACUUAUGCUGUGGCUGAUGGGAAAUAUUUGAAGUGUUACAGUUUGCUUCUUUAUUUGUUAAUUUGUUGUUGUUGUUGUUGUAUAGUUUUCUUAAGCAGUUAAAACAUUAAAAAAAAUUUCCUUAACUAACGUGUUUUCACAAUUAGAAACAUACUUUUCUGCAAUUAUUUUAUAAAACAAAUACAUUUUAAUUUCUUUUAACUCAAUCGUUGGGUAACAUAACUAGAUUUCCUGGAGAAUUUUUGUUCCAUCUUUUACCUAGAAUCCAAAGAAUUUAUAAUGUUUAAAAAAAAAAAUCAUGUAAAAGCUAUUAAAAUACUUAUUGAUAAUGCAGCUUGAAAGCUUGAAGUUACACAGUUGAGAUUAAUAAAACUUCUGUUGCUUACUGUCUGAGAAUAUAGUUAAGUACAAAAGUAAUACAGUUAUUUACAAAUCAAUUAUUAAACACUAAGAACAUGACUACUAUGUUAAUGCACCUUCUCACAAAUGAAAGAUAAUUUAGUGCUCAAGCUUAGUGCUCCUGAAGGUUGGAUCAAGAUUUCAGCACUCCAGGCGUAAGUUGCCAAAGCUCUAUCCGUAAACUUAAGUUUCUCACUCAUUAUUUAAAUUCACUGAAUUUAAAAUUUUUGGUGAAACAGAUAGAAAAGUAGAAGUUCAGGAAAGAUUCAGUAUUAGAAAUAGCAUAUUAAUAAAAAUAAACCUUAUGUAUUGAAGAAAUGAGUAAAUGUUCGUAAAAUGGGAGAUACCUGUAAUGGAAAAAUUUGAGAUGUAAAGAACUGUAUUUUGAAUAAUUGGGUAAUUUUAUUGUUAAGCAACUCUGUAUCUGUCACUACAUUAUUUUUCAAUGUAUUUGACCUAAAAUAAGUGCUUGAGUUUUUUAAUUUAUUUACUUUUGUUACUUUUUUGUUUUUGCAUGUACUUUUUUUAUUUGUUAGAUAUGCAAGACUGACCACGAGAAUUUAAUUCAUAUUUUGGUCGUAGAGUACUUAAUUAUUCAAUAAAAGUAUUUCAAAUGUU
This is a messenger RNA of Stegodyphus dumicola, 11887 nucleotides long. Its product is annotated as TBC1 domain family member 1-like. The record is from RefSeq and is a predicted model, not a curated record. Lineage: Eukaryota; Metazoa; Arthropoda; Arachnida; Araneae; Eresidae.